ACCUGCUAGCCGUGCAUAAGUGUUAUUCAUUUCGCAACACAAUAUUUACAACAGUACCAAACGACAGACACUUCAAACAAAUACUAAACAAUAAGUUAAUAAACGAGCGCAAGAGUUCACCUGCUGUUAAUAUUUGCAGAAAAAUGCACAGCAACGUUGCUGCUGCUCAAAUACAAGCUAAAAAAAUAGCAACAGAAGAAGAAGCAACAGUUAAGCCAAAUACAAAUACAAACACACACACAAACACAUACACAAACAAACAUUCGCAGAUACAUACAUAGUAAAGAGCAGAGAGAUAGGUAGGUGUGAGCAAUGGGCGGGCGGCGCGGAGCAGCGGACAGCAAAGGCGACCGCAGCGACUAGAAUUAACGUUUAGUCUAGUUUAAGCCACAGCCGCCACAUCACAAAGCGCGCGUGCUGCUGCUGCCCAAUAAGAAAAUAAUAAAUACUCAAAAGCGAGACGAACAUAUGCAUGUAUUGGCGGUAACAAAUGCAGCCAAUAGCCAGUAGCCAGUAGCAUUAGCAGUCAACAACGGGCCACGUCCACGCUGCAAACACCGCAUUACUAAUUGAAAGUAAAAAAAGCGAGUUACCUCAACACAAGCAACAAGCAUCACAACAAGCAACCAAUAUGCUGCCUCGGUUCCGUUCCUUAUAUGGCAAAAUAAUCAUAUUUGUGCUCGUGGCGCUGUGCUUCAUACUCUAUCUGAAGGUGCAGCCACCCAGCGAGGACUUUCCUCAGCCCGUUAGGCUGAGGCCCAGGCCAGCAGCGAUUGUCCGGGCGCAUGACAAGUACAUCGAUGACGCCGAGAAUGAAAUACAUCCGGUGACAAUAUCACCGUACGAGCAGAGCAUCCAGCUGGAUAUACAGAAACAGGAUCGCACGCUGGGCAACAAGGGUGUGGCCACACAUCUAAAGGGUGCGGCAAAGGCGCGUGGCGAUAAGAUCUACAAGAAGAUCGCCUUGAAUGAGGAGCUGAGCGAGCAGCUCUCCUACAAUCGCACAGUUGGCGAUCAUCGCAAUCCGCUGUGCCUAAACCAGCGUUACGAUAAUCCAGCAACGUUGCCCACCGCCAGUGUCAUCGUUAUAUUCUACAAUGAACCAUAUUCGGUGCUGUUGCGCACCGUGCACAGCACACUGAACACAUGCAAUGAGCAGGCGCUCAAGGAGAUCAUCCUGGUGGACGAUGGCAGCGACAAUGCGGAGCUGGGCGGCAAACUGGAUCACUAUGUGAAGACCCGAUUCCCCAUCGGCAAGGUGACAGUGCUGCGCCUCAACAAUCGCUUGGGUCUGAUACGUGCCCGUUUGGCUGGCGCUCGUAUUGCCACCGGCGAUGUGCUCAUCUUUCUGGACGCCCAUUGCGAGGCGAAUGAGGGCUGGUGUGAGCCGCUGCUGCAGCGCAUCAAGGACUCGCGCACCAGUGUCCUGGUGCCCAUCAUCGAUGUCAUCGAUUCGGUUGACUUUCAGUACAGCACCAAUGGCUACAAGUCCUUCCAGGUGGGCGGCUUCCAAUGGAACGGCCACUUCGAUUGGGUGAAUCUGCCCGAACGCGAGAAGCUGCGCCAAAGCAGAGAAUGCAAUCAGCCACGCGAAAUCUGUCCCGCCUACAGUCCAACAAUGGCGGGUGGCCUUUUUGCCAUGGACAGACGCUAUUUCUGGGAGGUGGGCAGCUACGAUGAGCAGAUGGACGGCUGGGGUGGUGAGAAUUUGGAGAUGUCCUUUAGAAUCUGGCAGUGUGGCGGUACGAUUGAGACAAUACCCUGCUCCCGCGUUGGACACAUUUUCCGUGAUUUUCAUCCUUACAAAUUCCCCAAUGAUCGUGACACGCAUGGCAUAAACACUGCUCGCAUGGCUCUGGUCUGGAUGGAUGAGUACAUUAACGUAUUCUUCCUCAAUAGACCCGAUCUGAAGUUCCAUCCGGAUAUUGGCGAUGUGACGCAUCGCGUUGUGCUGCGCAAGAAAUUGCGCUGCAAGAGCUUCGACUGGUAUCUGCAGAACGUCUAUCCCGAGAAGUUUGUGCCCAACAAGAAUGUGAAGGCCUGGGGCCGGGUGAGAUCCGUGCACGACAACCUGUGCAUCGAUGAUCUGCUGAAUAACAAUGAGAAACCCUACAAUCUGGGCCUAUAUCCCUGUGGGAAGACGCUGCAACAUUCGCAGCUCUUCUCCUUUACCAACAGCCAAGUGCUGCGCAACGAGCUGAGCUGUGCCACGGUGCAGCAUAGCAGCUCGCCGCCAUAUCGUAUUGUGAUGGUGCCCUGCCUGGAGAACGAUGACUACAACGAGCAGUGGAAAUACGAAAACCAGCAGCUGAAGCACAGCAACACAGGCAUGUGCCUUGAUCACAACGGCCUCAAGAGCAUGGACGAUGCACAGGUGGCGCCAUGUGAUCUAUCCAGUGACACCCAGCGUUGGACCAUUGGACACGACUAAGCCGCUUGGAUGUGGCCAGCACCAGCGGACGGACCAAGCCAAUUGUAACUGAGAGAAACUGACUAAGCGUAGCAGAGCGCUUUUAACUACAGACUCGAAUUAACGCAACAACAUGUGUAAAUACCAAUUAAAAACAACGCUAGAAAUCUAAUUAUAUAUUUUAUAUAUAAUAUACAUAUACACUAUAUAGAACGUGUAAGUUGUAGUUAGUGAAUAACAGAAAGAGAAAUCAACACAAAUCAAAAAAAAAAAAAAAAUAAAACAAAAACAGUCAAAACAAUACGCUAUAAAAAGAUACAAUAUGUAUGUGUUGUGCAUUUGUUGUGUAUAAAACAAAACUAGAAAAAGUUGUAUAGUAUAAUAUACUAUAUAUAUAUAUAUACAUAUUCCUAUGUAAAUGCUUGAAUAAUAAUUAUAAUUGCUAUGUGAUCAUCAAAUGAUAAAUCCAUAAAGAUAUUCCAAUGCAGUCUAACUACUUGCAGAGUCUCGGUUAAUCCAUCUAUGUCUUAAAUGCAAUGCGUUAAACCACAAAGAGCGUUGUAAGCAUUUAUUAAUUAACAAAACUUUUUUGCCAUUUGUUUUUGAAAAUAAAUAAAAGUACUUCCAAACGGAAGAUAAAAAAAAAAAA
Messenger RNA from Drosophila grimshawi, 3059 nucleotides. It is a transcript of the gene Pgant1, whose product is annotated as polypeptide N-acetylgalactosaminyltransferase 1. NCBI's taxonomy places the organism in Eukaryota, Metazoa, Arthropoda, Insecta, Diptera, Drosophilidae. The coding region runs from base 632 to 2431 and encodes 599 amino acids. The record is from RefSeq and is a predicted model, not a curated record. The transcript has 5 exons. Gene Ontology annotation, cellular component: Golgi apparatus.